Molecule: messenger RNA, 1449 nt
Organism: Trichoderma reesei QM6a
Lineage: Eukaryota; Fungi; Ascomycota; Sordariomycetes; Hypocreales; Hypocreaceae
Exons: 6
Coding region: 1-1449 (482 amino acids)
Source: RefSeq, a predicted model, not a curated record
AUGUUUGGGCAUGGAUGCAAAUGGGUUCUUCAAAUAGAGACCCAUCUCGUCGACUAUUCUUGCUACUUUGCUUCUGCAUUGACGAGAGCCGUAGCCUGGCUUCUCACCAUGAAUACAUAUUCUCCGGUGAGAGGAGAGCAGCCUUCUGUUGAGGUAUUCGAGAUCUUCCCAAUCUCUGAUAUGGAACCGAAGACUUUGACAACGAACCUCUCCGUCCUUUGUAACGCUUCACAGCAAGAUUCGAAAGCUGCAUGUAUCCGCCAGAAUCAGUCGACCUUACACAGCUUGCCACUCCUCAAGUCAGAAGUCGAAGCUACGCCAUGGAGAACAAAGAAAGUGGAAGCACCGAUCGCAUCCAAAGGAAACGCACGAGAACAGGCUGCCUGCGAUGUCGCACGCGGCGACGAAAAUCGCUGCAUUGACACCGAGUCGGAGUGUAUCUAUGGGCAGCGUCUCUCGUUCCUGCAGAAGAAUGCUUUUACCCUCUCUCCUGACGGCGGCGAUGGUUCAUCAUCCAGCAGUCCCAGAGGAACCACCAGAGCUGCCAGGAAAAAAGAUGUUGGUCGAAGUGAAGAGGCAUCCACUUCAGCCGCUCGUGUCCCUGCCAACGUAGAAGAGCGCACUGGUACGCAUCAUGUCUUGCGUCCCAAUGGUGGAACGAAAGCGACUUCAAGUGCUUCUUCGAGUGGCCAGCAGAAUCUUUGCCUUGACUCUGGCGCCUCAAAUGAUGAUUCUGGAAGAAUUAUCGACAAGACUCAAGAUGUACAGGCACAGAACGAUGCCUCUUCUCACGGUCUUGAUGGCCACGACCGUCAAUAUAUAGGGACCAGCCAUGGAGAUAGUUACGAAAUUGCACUGGAUGUACUGAUGAACCUUGGAACCGGUGAUCCAAGUGCGGAUACACUGACUCCGGGGACUCCCACUUUCGAGAAUCGUGCGGCAGACAACGUGGAAUCUCCUCCCUUGACACUCAGGAACACAGACGACUUUGGCCCAUUGAGUGUCAACGUACAACAUCAACUCUCGUCAGCACGGACAAUCGAACUGCUGAGGCACUACAGAUACAAAAUUGCGCCAUGGACCUUUGGCCUUGCCAUUCCGCAUCUUGCAACGAGGUCCGACGUGUCAUUUGACGCACUCUUGCAAUUAUGUGCUACUUCUAAAGCAAACAAUCCCCAUGAACAGAUAUCAAGUCACAGCCAUACAUCAAGCGGAGACCAUAGCGCAUAUUCUGCCCAGUAUGAUCUUGGACAUACUAAUAUGUGGGAAGUCAAGCUUCGGUCAAUUCUUAUAGCUACAAAGGAUUUCCUCAUUGACCCUCCCAAAUCCUGGGAUGAUGCACUGGCACAGAAUAGAUCUCUGCAGAUGAUCUGUUCCGACGGAGAGAACAGUCCACUGCAAGGACAAAAUGGAUGUAUGCUAUGGUUGCUUGCGAGAUUAGGUGAGUGA